Molecule: messenger RNA, 516 nt
Organism: Uncinocarpus reesii 1704
Lineage: Eukaryota; Fungi; Ascomycota; Eurotiomycetes; Onygenales; Onygenaceae
Exons: 1
Coding region: 1-516 (171 amino acids)
Source: RefSeq, a predicted model, not a curated record
AUGCGCGUUACCUUUCCAUUUGCCCUUGGCCUCUGGGCCACCUUCCAUAACUUUGGUUGCUUCGCCUUCACUGGCAACUACACCUGGAGCACUUUCAUCAACGGCGAUAUUGCUGUCAUCAGCACCGAAGGCUCCACUAGCGGCCUCAUCGAAUUCCAGCCUGACGGAACCCAACUGUGGGAAUUUGAACCUUGGGGAAAUGAAGAGUUCCACUUUAUUCGCGAUGUCAAGACCAAGAAAUAUAUCCGUUUUCCGAUGAUCACGGACGGUGCAACUCCUAUCCUGACCGACCGGGGCGCAACGGCGAUCCAGGUCUAUCAUCCCAGCACCGAGACAACGACCAUUAUGGUUAUUCAAGACCCGUUGUCGGAAUACCCGAGUGACGUUUUUUAUCUUACGGCGGAACGAUAUGACGGGACCAGCACAUCACCUCGAGUGUUGAGGCUGCGGGAGCACACCAGGGAGGAGCAUGGUUCGGCUUUCCAGCUUUGUAAGCAGCCUGCAAAUCCACGCUGA